This is a messenger RNA of Alnus glutinosa, 3180 nucleotides long. Its product is annotated as TMV resistance protein N-like. Lineage: Eukaryota; Viridiplantae; Streptophyta; Magnoliopsida; Fagales; Betulaceae. Bases 1 to 3114 code for a protein of 1037 amino acids. Gene Ontology annotation, biological process: defense response. Gene Ontology annotation, molecular function: ATP hydrolysis activity; ADP binding. The record is from RefSeq and is a predicted model, not a curated record. The transcript is spliced from 5 exons.
AUGUUGCCGGAAUCCGGCGAUAGAAUCCGACCAUCGUCGCCAGAAUCUGGUCAGCCCAGAUUCCGGCGACUGUAUUCCAGCCGGCUGGCCAGAGUGGCCGGCCGGCCGGAUCUGGCCCGAUUCCAGCCUACUGGCCCGAUUCCGGCUGUUCUGGCAGAUUCCGGCAAGUAUGCCGGAAUCUGGAACGAAGCUAAAUUUAUUGAAAAAAUCGUACAGAAAAUCUCAAGAAUUGUAAAUCACACAUACUUACACGUUGCCAAGCAUCCGGUGGGAAUAGAGUCUCAUGUACAAAAAAUCAGUUCACUUUUAAGUAUUGAGAUGAAUGAUAAACGACAUAUAGUAGGGAUCUUAGGAGUUGGUGGAAUUGGUAAGACAACUAUUGCUAAAGCUAUAUACAACUUGAUUGCUUCUCAAUUUGAAGGUAGUUGUUUUCUGGCAAACGUUAGAGAAACUUCUAAGCAAUAUUCCGGCCUGGUCCAACUACAAAAUACAAUUCUUUCAAACAUCCUAGGACAUACUGUGAAGGUUGACAAUGCUUAUCAAGGAAUUGCUGUGAUAAAGAGAAGGCUUUGCUCUAAAAUGAUACUCCUUAUUCUUGAUGACGUGGAUGAUCAAUUGGACCAAUUAGAUAAAUUGGCUGGAAACGUUGAUUGGUUUGGUUUAGGAAGUAGGAUCAUCAUAACGACCAGAGACAAGAAAGUAUUGACUAAUCAUGGAAUAGAUGAUGAUUUAAUAUAUAUGGUGGAGCAAUUGGGCAGCACCGAAGCUUCUGAGCUCUUUUGUCAGAAUGCUUUCAAAGAAGGCAAACCUAGUGAAGAUUUUCUGGAACUAGUGGAAGAUGCAAUAAAGUAUGCUGGGGGCAUUCCGCUAGCAUUAGAAGUGCUAGGUUCACAUCUGUAUGGUAAAGAUAUACAUCAAUGGAAAAGUGCAUUGGAUAAGUACAAAAGAAUUCCUCCUGAAAGUAUUCAAGAAACACUUGGAAUAAGUUAUGAUGGAUUGCAUGAAAAUGAGAAGAAUAUUUUUCUUGACAUUGCAUGUUUUUUCAAAGGAAAGCCGGCAAAUUAUGUUAUUGAAGUGCUAAACAGUUGUGAUCUCUUCCCACUUGAUGGUAUCAAAGUGCUUAUACAGAAGUCUCUCAUAACCAUUGAUGAGGACAACAAAUUGGCAAUGCACAGCUUAUUGCAGGACAUGGGUAGAGAAGUCGUUCGACGAGAAUCACCUGAAAAUCCUGGCAAACGCAGUAGGUUGUGGUUUCAUAAAGAUGUUCGUCAUGUCCUUGAAGAAAACACGGGAACAAUCACAAUUCAAGGCAUAUUGGUAGAUUUUCCUGAAGGAGACAUGGUGCACUUGAGUUCCAAGGCAUUCAAGAAUAUGAAGAUGCUUAGACUGCUUAUAGUUAACCCUAGUGCAUGCUUUUCUAGAGGACCUAUUUUUCUUCCUAAUGAGUUAACAGUGCUGGAUUGGCCUAAUUGUCCUUUAGAAUCUUUUCCAUCCAAUUUUCAUGGAGCGAAACUCGUUGUUUUAAGAAUGCCUGGGAGCCUCCUCAAGGAGUUGAAAGGAGUUGAGAAUUUUCGAAGCACGACAAUUAUGAAUUUCAUGUCUUGUAAAUUCUUAAAAAUGACCACUGAUUUUUCAAGGAUUCCAAAUUUAAGGGAAUUGAUUCUUGAUAGUUGUACAAAUUUAGUGGAGAUAGAUCAUUCUAUUGGAUUUCUUGAUAAGCUAGUUUGGUUGAGUCUUGACUUAUGCUAUAACCUUAGCAGUUUUCCAAGAAACCUCAAGUUGCGAUCUCUAAAAUAUCUUAAACUUGGUGGUUGCAAAAGGCUUAACAACUUUCCUGAAAUCGAGUGUGAGAUGGAGUGUUUAAAAUGCAUCAAUCUAUUUGGCAGUGGUAUAAAAGAACUGCAUUCAUCCAUUCGGUACCUUAUUGCACUUGAAAGGUUAGAUCUAGAAGGUUGCAAAAACCUUAUGAAUCUUCCAAGCUGCAUUUAUAUGUUGCCACAUUUAGAUCAUCUUAAUCUAAAGGGUUGUUCAAAACUGGUUAAGUUUCCUGAGAAGAUGGGGGAUAACAAACAAUCCAUGCCUUCUGCUGUAUCUAAAAAGGAAUUGGAAAUUUCAUCAUGUCUUGAAUUGCUCCCAUUGCCACCUCCUACGAACUCAUCAAGUGUUUCUAAUGAUGGUUCUUCCUCUAUAGUUUUUCCGGCACUAAGAAGAUUGUGGCUUGCAAAUUGUGUCCUAUUAGAAUCAAAUAUCUUUAGGAUAUUUAAUUGCUCCUCCACAUUGGAAGACUUAGAUCUAUCAGGGACUGCUAUUGUUACCAUUCCUGCGUGCAUCAAAAGAUUUGUUCGCUUGAGGAGACUCAACUUGGAUAAUUGCAAGAAACUUCGAGAAAUUUUAGAACUUCCACCAAAUAUAGAAAAUGUGUUUGCAAGGUGGUGCAUGUCAUUGAAAACAUUUUUCGAAGAACCACAAAGAUCUCAAUUAUUUAAUACAUGGUGCUUACGAAAGCAUUCUGCACCAAGCCUUGUGGGUAGCGGUAUAGAACUGGAGGGAUCUUCUGCCAAUAACAUUACUCCAGAUGGCAAAGCUCAUUUUGGAGUUGAUGUUUCUACUGCAAUCUGUCAGAAUGUGCAGACUCUGCAAACACCUCAGCCAUCGAGGGAACAUCUCAAGCGUCAUUACUUUAGCUUUAUAAUUUCGGGAUAUAAGAUUCCACACUGGUUCAACUAUCAUAAAGAGGUUUCAUAUCGUAACUCAUGUGAAAUAGAUAUUGAUGAGCCUGCAGAUUUUGAUGGGGAGAUCACAGGAAUUGCCUUCUCUGUUGUUGUUACUGGAGUAGAUCAUGGAAAAAUUUGUUUUCUCAAAAUUUCAGCUUCAAUCAUCAGUGGUGGUGUAGAAAUCUAUCGUGGUGAUGCAUCAUAUAAUAUAUUGAACUCAGAUUUCGUAUGGUUGCAUUUCCAUUAUCCAAAAUCUUUUAAGCGUAAGGGGGAUAACGAUCAUCUGCGAGUCAGGUUUUAUUGCACGAUGAAUUCCAGGUCAAUGCUUUUUAAAAGUUGCGGAUUCCAUCUGAUACGCAGGUAUGAAGAGAAGAAGAUAGAUUUAACGUAUGAUAUUUGAUAAGUGUUGAAUGUUACACAUUUAAGCCAUUUAAUUCACAUAUGUUAAUCUCUUAGUUUUGUUAUA